AUGACUGAUGAUGUAAUCUAUCCACUUGAUACGAGUUCGUUGAAUCGAUAUUUUAUUCAAUUGAUUUCUUGUGGUGAUGAUUAUCAAUUUCAAGAAUUGAUUAAGACAUUUUUACCAGUAUUUAUUCGAAGUGUUGAAGUACAAACAGAUGACUUUAGAAAAAAAGCAGUCGAAGUUUUUAUACAUAUAAAUAAACGAGUAAAAAGUCGACCAGAACUUCAGAUACCAGUGAAGAGUCUUUUAGAAAUAUUUACAACAUCAACACAAUGUUCACCGUUUGCUUCUAAUUUUUCAAUAAUGUAUAUUAAAAUGGGUUUUAUGCGUUUGAAAUCUGAUUGUCAAACUGAAUUGAUACCACUUCUUUUUCAAUCGUUACCAAAUCGGUCGACUUCUCAUCAAGAAUUGCUCAUUGGCCUAAUCGUUUAUGCUUUACAAUAUGUUAAAAUUAUUCCGAAUAUGAAUGAAAAUCUUGUUAAAUAUGGUCUUACUGAUAAACCAAUAAUCCGAAAUUUAUUCCUCAAUUUUCUUCUCAAUGUUAUUCUUCUACCUUACAAAUUUGAAGAAACUAAGCCACGUAAUACAACUAAAACUACUCAACCACGAUCAUACGUUGAACCUUCUCAAGCACCUGUUGAUGAAGUUCUUUUUUCAACCAUGGACGAUGCACCCAGCAAAGAAGUAGAAACUUUUAAACAACCGUUUCCGUGCAUGAAUGAACAAUUAAAUAAUCGAAUAACUGAAGCUAUACAAACUGAUGAUUUAAAUCAAGUUGAAAAACUUAAAGUCUCAAUAUUGAAAUUUCUCAAUGGAAAUAUUUAUUCGGAAAAUGACAUUAUAUUUCAUUUUGUAUUAGCAACAGCAGAUGCAAGAUACUCCGUUGUCUUAGCUGCUGAACAUGAUAUAAAACGUUUGACAGUGGCUGUUGAUUGGAAUUCAAUGCAACAUGUCCAAAGUUUAUUCGAAUUCUUUUUAGGCACACUAAAAACCAUUAAACCACAAAAUGAAGAAACAAUUCGGAAUCCAGCAAAUACUCGAAUACGAAUAAAGCUUUAUCCAUAUUUACUUAAAUCAAGAAUAGCUAGUACAAUUUUCCCACAUGCAAUUCAAAUUCUCUAUGAAAGUCUUUUUGGUAAUUCGACCAAUGCUCGCAUUAAAUAUUUUUCACUGCAAUUUAUUCAAAAUACGAUUCAAAAUGCUGAAUUGAAUAAUCUUGUUGGUGUUUCGAAAUUGAUAUUGCACGCAUUGGAAAAGAUUCUUAAUACAGAAAUAAGUAAAACACAUGAUGCAUCUCGUUUAAGAAGUUUAACAUAUGUUUUAAUUGGAAAACUUUCAUAUCGUGUACCGAAAUUAUUCUGUGAUGAUAUUAGAUUAACACAACAAUUUUUUGAAGCAUUGAAAACAGAAGAUAAUGAAUGUUGUUUAAAUAUUCAAGAAGCUCUAAAUCUCUUAGCAUAUUCUCAAAAAGAUGCUAGUGUUGCCAGUAAACAUAUGCUUCAACAAUUAUUAACACAACAAGUAAUACCUAGUCCAUCAUCAGAAUCUGUUGAUUAUCCUCAAUGUCGUCAAGCAGCAGUAUCAUAUGUCAUGAGUGUAUUUCCUUCCAAUGAUUGUACAUCACGUUUUAUUCUUCUAACUGCAUGUUCAGAUAAAAAUGAAGAUAUACGUUCAUUAGCUCGUCGAAAUUUAUUUAAUGAACAAGAUAUCGAUUAUCCAGAUUUUCAAUCAUUACUCAAAUUAAUUCUUGCAAAUGCUCAUGGUGAUUUUGCCCUGGGUAGACAAACCUUAGUUUAUCAUCCUCAGACAUAUCAAGAAAUGAUUUAUUAUUUGCAUCGUUGUUUAAUUCGACAGAGUUUUAGUGGUGAAAAAACAACACCAUUGUGGAAAUAUGAAGAACAGUUACUAUGUGUUCAUGAUACGGCUAAACAGAAUACAACUAUUUGGUAUAACUAUAUACAAUUCUUACUUGGUUUUGUUCUUGUUGUACAUGAUUGUUUAUCAACAUAUUUUUUAUUUGAAGCAAUUAUUAUUGGUUAUCAUCUAAAUGAUAGUAAAUUAAUUGAUUUUUUUAAAGAUAACAUUAGUUCAUUUCGUCAAUUAUGUCUGUUUUCAACACGUGAUGAUACACGUCGUUAUUCAUCAUUACUCUAUGCAUAUGUUUUAUCAAAAACUGAAUCAAAUUCAUUAGCUAUUGAUGAAUUAAUUAAAAUAAUACAAAAUGUAAAUCAACGUUUUGAACAACGUGAAGGAAGUAUAAUUGCCUUUGGUUAUGCUUGUUCAUAUUUAAAACAAUCGAAUAAAUAUUUAAAUAAUGGAAAAAAUCUUCUUCUAAAUAUAUUUUUCGAUAAUCAAAAUGAAUAUGCUUUAUCAUUGCUAGUAUCCAUUGGGCAACUAGCACGAAUGAAUUGUUUUAAUCAAGAUGAUGAAUCAAAUAUUAAAAAUUUUAUUGAUAAAAUUCAAAUUAAAAUCAAAACAAUUAAUGAAACAAAUCGAAUUAAAGAAAAAGCGAUACAAACGUUAGGAUUUUUAGCUGUUUGCUAUAGAAAACAAAGUGAACAAAUUAUUGAUAUAUUAACGCAAUCACUGGUUGAUACAAAACAAAUUGAACUUCAAUUAAAUAUUGGUGAUGCUCUUAUUUGUUGUAUUCUUGGUGUUGACACACCAUUGGUUAAUGAUCCUUAUGAUAUUUUUAGUCAAGAAUCUUCAUCUAAAGAUAAAAUAUCAUCCGAUCAAGAUGAUUUUCGAUCUAAUUUGAUAAAAUAUCUUAUUGAUCGUAUUCUUCAUUAUUCAUCUGAUAUAAAUAAUUCUCAUAGUAGACAAGCAGCAUUUCUAUGGUUAUUAACAUUUCUCAUUCAUUGUCGUCGACCAUAUUUAGUAUCUACGUAUCGUUCAUUGUUUGAAUCGAAAUUAUUUUCUUUACAAACAAAUCUUAUAUAUGGCUUACUUGAUCAAGACCAAUUCAAUCAAGAAUUAUCAUGUAAAUGUCUUAUUUAUCUGUAUGAAAUCAUUGAAAACGAUGAAUUAGAAUUAAAAUUUAAUAAUAAAUUAUUUGAAUAUUUUACCGAUAGUACACGUUCGUAUUCAAAUCAAUUAACAACAAUGGUUUAUGAACAUGAUGCUAAUAAUAAUAAUAAUAAGCAACAGUUGAAUAUUGAUAAUACACAAUUAAUACUUUAUAAAGAAUUAUGUUCAUUGGUUGAUUUAUUAUCAAUUGAAAAAAAUCUUAAAUCUCAAUUGUUUUAUUCAUUACUUUAUUUAGCACAUGAAAAUUCCAUAUGGUCAACAACCCGUUAUGGACAAAUAUUUCAUUUAAAUAAUUAUGAAAAACAAUCUAUUGAAUUUAUUUCAAUUUAUAUUCAACAACUAAUUUCAAGACUGUAUCGUCUUCUAUUUGAUCCACAAAUACGUGUACAAGAAUCAAUAAAUCGUAUAUGGAACAAAUUAUUUUCUUCAAUUAAACAAAUAACUAUUGUUGAAAAAUAUUUUUCAAUCAUAUUCAAUGAUUUAUAUAAUGAUAUAUUAUCAUCACGUUGGCGCAUACGUGAAAGUAUACAAUUAGCUCUAUUAGAUAUAUUCAGAAUGUUAAAUAGAAAAUUGAUUGAUAAUGAACAAUAUAUUAAAUUAUUUCAAGAAUUAUUUCGUCGUUUAUUUGCUGUUUGUGAUGAUACAAAAGAAUCUGUACGAAAAGCAGCAUUGGCAACAAUUAAUGCAUUUAAACAAAAUUGUGUUUUACUUGCUUGUGAUCCAGCAACAACUAUAUCAAAUGCUAUAAGUGAUGAAGAACAUAAAGCCCGUGGAAGAUAUGUACUUGAACAAAUUUUACCAGUUAUUUUAAAUGAUGGACUUUACAACAAAAAUGAAGAUAUAUCUAAAUUUUCAUUGAAUACAAUUAUUGAAAUAAUUCGUUAUGGCGAUCGUGAUACAUUAAAACCGUAUUGUACUGUGAUAAUAGUAGCCUUAUUUGAAGCACUAUCUUCAAUUGAACCUGAUAUAUUUAAUUAUGCUUCGAUGAAAUUAACGGCAGCUGAAAUGAAAGAGCAAGUUGAUAUAGCACGCUUACACUGUGCACGUUCAUCACCUAUAAUGGACGCAAUCAAUACAUGUACAAAUCAAUAUGUUGAUGAAAAUAUUUUCGAUGAUCUUUCAGCAAAAUUAAUUGAAACAAUAAAACAUUCCAUUGGUUUAACGACAAAAUGCCUGAUUGGACAAUAUUUUAUAACAUUAAGUAAUUUAUAUCCAAAAAUUUGUUCAAAAUAUGUCGGCAAAUGGAUGGCUAUAUUAGUGAAUACGAUGAGUAUCAAUACAAAUCGUACAUUAAGAAAAACGUAUACCAGUGUCUUAGGUACAAUUGUUCGAAUAGCAAAGCGUUCAUCAAUUGAAAAUCUUUUACAAAAGAUUUCUAUAUGGUACUAUCAAACAGAUAAUGAUUAUCAAUAUGUUUGUGCAUUGACACUUAAUUCAAUAUCACAAUCAAAUCAUGAUUUACUAUUAGAAUAUGGUCAACAAAUUUUACCAUUAGUCUUUUUGGCUAUGCAAGAAAGUAUGUCAAAUAUUAAAGACGAUAAUGAACAACAAGAAGAAUUUAUUUGGAAAAAUCUAUGGAUCGAACACACAGGAAGUUCAAUAACAGGAAUUCAAACAUAUAUUAAAGGAAUCAUUGAUAAUAUUCGUUUAGCUAUUGAACAUAGUGCGUAUUCAAUGAAAAUUAAAGGUGCACGUGCUGUACAAAUGAUUGGAGAAACAUUGAAAAUGAAUCUAAAUAGUGAAUAUUUAUUUAUAUUAGUAGAACUUCUGUUAAAAGGAGUUUAUGGAAGAGUCUAUGAAGGAAAAGAAUGUUUUCUUCGAGCUAUUGAAAUGCUUUGUACACAUUGCAAGGAUUCUCUGAAGACUUCUUCUGAUCUUGUUCAACGUGUUUAUGAACAUAUUCUCAAAGAAUGUAAAAAAGAAUCACUUAAAUAUCGAUCUAUUGCUAUACGUGUGUUAUCAUUACUUGCUGAUGAAUAUAAUUUUCAAGUAUACGAACUUUUUUGGACAUGGUUUGAAAAAACAUUUAAACUACCAGAUCCAAAUGAAGAAAAAGAUAUCACAGAUACUGAUGAAGAUCCAAUUAUAUCUGAUACAUAUAAUCGUACAUUAAUGGAAUGUUUGCCACGAUUUUGGCCUAAAACUAGUCAAAUAGAAUCAUCAUAUAAGAAACUCACAUUCGAACUUCUUGUUGAAAUAAUAUUUCGUUCCAAUUGGCAAAUUCAAUCGAUUCUUAUACAAUCAGUAAAUCAAAUAUUACAAAAAAGUUUAACAAUAACUUCGUUCGAUAUAAUUCCAUUACUUGAACCAAUUAUGAACUUAGGUCCACGAACAAAGUCGAGUGGAUUAAAACGUGAAAUUCUUAAAUUUUUAAAAUUUCUAUUUGAAAAUUCAGACUAUUCGAAAUGUUUUGAAGAAAAUGAACAUAUAAGAAAUAUUCUUCAUUUUAAUAUCGAUGAAAUGAUUCAUGAUAAUCGUUCGAAUGAAAUCAGCGAACAAGCUAAAGAAUUGAAAAAAUCAAACGAACAUUUUUUUAUAAAAACAAAACCUAACAUUGAACAACAUGUUGAAAUAACAAAUAUCGAUCAAAAUGAAAAUGAUUUAUUUUGA
Molecule: messenger RNA, 5631 nt
Organism: Rotaria socialis
Lineage: Eukaryota; Metazoa; Rotifera; Eurotatoria; Philodinida; Philodinidae
Source: the annotation of a GenBank genome assembly